AUGACCAUUACUCAUAUUGUACUGUUCAAGUUUCGGGCGGAAGUGCCAAAGGAGAUUAGAGAUGAAUUCCUUUCAGAGAUUAAAACCCUCAGAUCAUUAUCCUGCGUCAAAAGUCAACGGCUCAUUGUUGGAGGGCCCUCAAUCACCGAACCGGCCGACAAAAGCAAAGGCUUCCAGUACGCUCUCGUGAGCUACCAUGAAGACCGCGCUGCGCUGGAUGCAUAUCAAGCGAGCAGUGAACAUGAAAGAGUAACAAGAAAAUUUUUCAUCCCAUACAAAGAAGAUCUCGUUCGAUUUGACUUUGAGGUAGACCAAGCGGAUGAGCCACUGCUCGGGUUUGGAGGGAUUUGA
This is a messenger RNA of Penicillium longicatenatum, 351 nucleotides long. Its product is annotated as Dabb family protein. The transcript has 3 exons. The record is from RefSeq and is a predicted model, not a curated record. The coding region runs from base 1 to 351 and encodes 116 amino acids. NCBI's taxonomy places the organism in Eukaryota, Fungi, Ascomycota, Eurotiomycetes, Eurotiales, Aspergillaceae.